AUGGAUGUGAAUAACGUCACUACGGAAUUUAUAUACUUCCAUCUCCCUGAGGAGGUGAAGCCAGAGAAUGUCGAAAACGAAAAGGGAAAGCGACUCUUGGACUUGUUCCAAGAAGCGAAGCUUCAAGACGGAUACAACUGGUCGGCUUGGGGACGAUCCGAAGAGGAUAGGAACGCGUUGGUUUUGGUUAUUGAAUGGUCAAAUGAAGAUUCUACCAUGUCUACAAACGAGCUUGAGAACUUAGCUUGCCCUACUCCAGCAAUCGUCAAGCUCAGAACGACCCUUACACCUACACUAUCCUCGGUCGGAGGUAUCAAAUCAGCUCCGGUUGUGGAUAUCACAACGAUGCCGUUUGUGGCUGGCAUGUCAGUCGAGGAUGACACCGGUACCAGAGAGGUUCUCAGUACAAUGAGAGAGGCUGUGCUGAACAAGUUACCAGAGGAUCUGAAACCGUCGUAUUGGGUCAUGAGCACAUGGGAUACGCGCCCCGUGGUACCCCACCCGGAGAGCCCGACUGGUCAGAGUAUGUUGUAUGUUUUGGUAGUUGGAUGGCAGAGUACCCAGCAACAUUAUAACAUAUGGAAAUUUGAAGAUUUUCGAUCCAAGUAUAUUGGACCUGUUAAGGCAAAGAUGCUCUCAUACCCAGAGGGUAUUGGUAUGAAGCAUAUCGCUUUCAACUUAAUCUAA
Messenger RNA from Fusarium musae, 687 nucleotides. RefSeq lists its product as uncharacterized. The record is from RefSeq and is a predicted model, not a curated record. The coding region runs from base 1 to 687 and encodes 228 amino acids. NCBI's taxonomy places the organism in Eukaryota, Fungi, Ascomycota, Sordariomycetes, Hypocreales, Nectriaceae. The transcript has 2 exons.